Molecule: messenger RNA, 1660 nt
Organism: Gossypium raimondii (Peruvian cotton)
Lineage: Eukaryota; Viridiplantae; Streptophyta; Magnoliopsida; Malvales; Malvaceae
Product: palmitoyl-acyl carrier protein thioesterase, chloroplastic
Exons: 6
Coding region: 1-1179 (392 amino acids)
Biological process (GO): fatty acid biosynthetic process
Molecular function (GO): fatty acyl-[ACP] hydrolase activity; acyl carrier activity
Source: RefSeq, a predicted model, not a curated record
AUGGCAGCUGCUUUCUCCUGUCCAGUCUUUCUUCCCUCUACAUUUUCUUAUAAUGGAAAUCGAUAUCAUGGCAGAAUCAAGAUCAAAAUCAAUGCCACUAGUUCUACUAAGGUAAAGACGUUGAAUGAAAUUGCUGGAGCUGGAAAAGGUUCCUCUUCACUUGCUACUUCCACUGAAAUCGGCCACUUAAGCCAAGAGCAGAUUCGUCAGAGGAUCCCCACGAAGAAGCAGCUAGUUGAUCCUUACCGUCAAGGUCUCAUCAUCGAAAGGGGAGUUGGCUAUAGACAGACGGUUGUGGUCCGCUCCUAUGAAGUUGGCCCUUAUAAAACAGCAACCCUGGAAAGCCUCCUUAAUCUUUUCCAGGAAACAGCAUUAAAUCAUGUAUGGAUGUCAGGACUUUUAAGCAAUGGAUUUGGAGCCACACAUGGAAUGGUGAGGAACAAUCUCAUAUGGGUCGUCUCAAGAAUGCAAGUCCAAGUGGAUCACUAUCCCAUAUGGGGCGAGGUACUGGAAAUCGACACAUGGGUUGGAGCAUCAGGGAAGAAUGGGAUGAGACGAGACUGGCUAAUCCGUAGCCAAGCCACAGGCAUCACUUACACACGUGCAACUAGCACUUGGGUAAUGAUGAAUGAGAAAACAAGGCGACUGUCAAAGAUGCCGGAGGAAGUGAGAGAUGAGAUUUCUCCUUGGUUUAUAGACAAACGAGCAAUCAAUGAAGAUGUUCCCGAAAAGAUCGUCAAGUUGGACGAUAACGCAAGAUAUGUCAACUCUGACUUGAAGCCAAAGAGGAGUGAUUUGGAUAUGAACCACCAUGUGAAUAAUGUCAAGUAUGUAAGAUGGAUGCUCGAGACAAUCCCUGACAAAUUUUUGGAGUCUCAUCAGCUAUCUGGUAUUGUACUAGAAUAUAGAAGGGAAUGUGGGAGUUCAGAUAGAGUUCAAUCACUUUGCCAACCAGAUGAAGAUGAAACUUUAACAAAUGGAGUGGAACAAAGUCUACUUAAAAAUAUGAUUUUGACUCCUGGAAUCAUGGAAGGAAAUGGAUACCUAGGCCCCCUGGAUGUGAAGUCAUACGGAUAUACUCAUCUCCUCCAAAUCAAAGGGGAUAGUAAAAAUGAAGAGAUAGUUCGAGGAAGGACCAGAUGGAGGAAAAAGCUUUCUACAUUGCCAUAUUCCUCUUAGUAACAUGUAUUUGACAAGCACAAGGGAUUGAACAAGCAGAUCCUCUUUGAACAUAAGUGAAAACAACCAGAAAAUAAUACCUGCACAUGCUGCCAUUAAGGAAAAUAAUUGAGUAAAAAGGCAUAACACUUGGAUUUGCUGUCCUAUAUCCUAGAUGUUUGAUUGUUGUGGCAAUGUGAUCAUGGGAUUUGGGAAUUUGAAUGUAGACCAUGUUAAUAACAUGUCAGGAGCACUGACAUGGUAUAUAUUGAAUACAUGCAAAACUGAGAGACGACUGGAAGGCAUCAAGCCCUGGGGAAGGUGUUGUAUACAGUACCAGAGAAUUUUUAGAAGGGUUGUGAAUGAUAUAGUUUGUAUACAGUACAAAGGUUCGAAAUCAUAUAGUUUGCAUUUGUAUUGAAAAUGAAGUUGUGCGAUGACUAAUAAGCCUUGUGAAAUCAUAAAACUGUAUUUUAUUACAAUUUUGCCUAAAAGAUGAUAA